UGUUCACAUAACACCCUUUUUUUUAAAUUGUUUUGUUUUGAAACAUUGGCGGGUGAAAAUUAUUGAAAAUUUAAUAUACAGUUUUUAAUUUAUGCACUUAAAUUCAUUUAAUGCUAUGUGUACGACCACUCAAAAUUAUGCUUUGAUAGUUUGAUCAAAUAGAUAUCUAAGAAGCUAUGAAUUUCAUGUUUCGAACAUUUCCUAACCUCAAAGUCGCUAUUAAGUUAUGUGCAAACUUAAAUAAUAACAGUGUUUACAUUAUAAUACGGUACAAGACAUCAAAAAUGAAGUAUUUAAAUGUUGCCGAGAAGAAUGAUGCUGCCAAGAACAUUGCUCUUCACCUCUCCCGUGGAACCUCGGUCCGGAGAGAAGGUCUAUCAAAGUUCAACAAGAUCUACGAGUUCUCUGCGGAGGUGCAGGGGCAGCAGUGCGACAUGGUGAUGACGUCGGUGUCGGGGCACCUGCUGGCGCUGGAGUUCGUGGGCGAGUACAAGCAGUGGCAGCGCUGCAGCCCGCUCACGCUCUUCGAUGCGCCCGUCUACAAGUACUGCCCGCCCAACUAUGAAAACAUCAAGAAAACUUUAGAAAGAGAAAUAAGAAGCUGCCAGGGACUGAUAAUCUGGACGGACUGUGACAGGGAGGGAGAGAACAUCGGGUUCGAGAUCAUCGAGGUGUGCCGCGCCGUGCGGCCCGAUAUACAGGUGCACCGCGCCAAGUUCUCCGAGAUCACGGGCGCGUCGGUGCGGCGCGCGCUGGGGGCGCUGGCGGCGCCGGACGCGCGCGUGAGCGCCGCCGUGGACGUGCGUGCCGAGCUCGACCUGCGCAUCGGCGCGGCGUUCACGCGCUUCCAGACGCUGCGGCUGACGCGCGUGUUCCCGGCGGCGCUGGCGCGGCGGCUGCUCAGCUACGGCUCGUGCCAGUUCCCCACGCUCGGCUUCGUCGUCGAGCGCUACAACGCCAUCCGGAACUUCGUCGCGGAGCCCUUCUGGAAGAUCAAAAUGUCGCACACGGUUGGGGAGCUGACGGUGGAGUGGGCGUGGGCGCGCGGGCGCGUGUUCGACGCGGCGGCGGGCGCGGCGCUGCUGGCGACGUGCGAGGACGCGGGCCGUGUCGCCGUGCGUGACGUCACCACGCGCCCGCGCACCAAGUUGCGCCCGCUGCCGCUCGACACCAUCGAGCUGGAGAAGCUGUCGUCGCGCAAGCUGAAGAUCAGCGCCAAGGAGACCAUGCGCAUCGCGGAGAAGCUCUACACCAGCGGACUCAUCAGUUACCCGCGCACGGAGACGAACAUGUUCCCGGCGAGCCUGGCGCUGGCGCCGCUGGUGGCGCAGCAGCAGGGGGACGCGCGCUGGGGGGCCUUCGCGGCGGCGCUGCUGGCGGCGGGCCCCGCGCCGCGCGCCGGCCGCAAGACCGACCAGGCGCACCCGCCCAUACACCCCACCAGGCACGCCGACAACCUGUCGGGCAACGAGGCGCGCGUGUACGAGCUGGUGGUGCGCUCGUUUCUGGCGACGUGCGCCGCCGACGCGCGCGGGCUGGAGACCACCGCCACCGCGGACAUGGGCGGGGAGCGGUUCUCUGCGACGGGGCUGGUGGUGACGGAGCGCAACUACCUGGACGUGUACCCCUACGACUCCUGGAGCGCCAAGCAGAUCCACCCCUACCAGGAGGGCUCGAGCUUCGCGCCGAGCGAGCUGCGGCUGGCGGAGUCGGCCACCGCGCCGCCCGCGCUGCUCACCGAGGCCGACCUCAUCGCGCUCAUGGACAAGCACGGCAUCGGCACGGACGCGACGCACGCGGAGCACAUCGAGACGAUCAAGAAGCGCGAGUACGUGGGCGUGGAGGCGGGCCGCCUUCUGCCCUCGCCGCUGGGGCUCGGCCUCGUAGAGGGGUACACGGCGAUGCGGCUGGAGAUGUCCCGGCCGCGCCUGCGCGCCGCGCUGGAGGCCGACCUGCAGGCCGUGUGCCGCGGGGAGCGGCCCCCCGCCGCCGUGCUGGCGCACCAGCUGGCGGCGUACAAGCAGGUGUACGUGGUGGCGGCAGCGCAGGCGCGGCGGCUGGACGAAGCGCUGGCUGAGACGCUGCAGGCCGAGCCGGGGGCGCCCCCCGCGCCCGCCGAGCCAGGCGAGCCCCGGGACCUCACUGUGAUGAAGUGUCCGUCGUGCGGCAACACCAUGUCGCUGCGGCGCGCGGCGGCGGCGGCGGCGGGGGCGCCGGGGGCGGGGGGCGCGGCGGGGGCGGGGGCGGGGGGCGCGGGUGCGGCGCGGCUGUACGUGGGCUGCGCGGGGUACCCGGCGUGCCGCCACGCGCUGUGGCUGCCGCCGCUCGUCAAGGACGCCACGCUCACUGAAGACACGUGUCCACAGUGCGGGCCCGACUUCAAGCUGGUGGAGCUGUCGUGGAGCAACAACUCCGUGCAGCACCUGUACCCCGCGGGGCACCGCGCGUGCCUCGGCGGCUGCGACCCGCGCCUGCUGGAUGUGCUGGGCGUGCGCCCCCCGCGGCCCCCGGCCCCCGCGGGGCCCCAGCCCCCCGCGCGGCCCCCGGCCCCUGCGCGUCCCCCGCCGGCUUCUACUAGGCUCCCGGCGCCCGCCCGGCCUACCAUCAACAACACCGUGGCCCGGCCGGCGGCGCCCCCCGCAGCCCCCGCAGCCCCCGCGGCCCCUGCGGCGGGCGACAACGCCGUGGAGUGCGGCUGCCGGCGCCCCGCGCUGCUGCUCACCGUGCGCAAGCAGAACGCCAACUGCGGCAAGAAGUUCUACAAGUGCGCGGUGGGCAAGGACAAUGGCGGCUGCGACUUCUUCCUGUGGGCGCCGGAGGGGGCGGCGGAGGCGGGCGCGGGGGGCGGCGUGGGGGCGGACUCCGGGCGCGGCUCGUGGAGCGAUGUCUCCAGCCAGGGGGCGGGGGCGGCGCGCGGCUGGGGCGCGCUGAGCGGGGGUGCGGCUCCUGCGCGGGGGGGGCGGGGCGGGGGCGGGGGCGACGACGUGCGCUGCGACUGCGGGGAGCCCUGCAAGAGGCUGACGGUGCAGAAGGAGGGCGCAAACCGCGGGCGGCAGUUCCUGGGCUGCGCGCGCGACUACUCGCGGCGCUGCCAGUUCUUCCAGUGGGCCGACGAAGCGCCCACCGCCGGUGGAGAGUGGGGCGACAGCGGGUACAGCGGCGGCGGCGGCGGGGGCGGCACGCGGGGGCGCGCGCGCAGCGGGCGGGGGCGCGGGGGCGGCGACGCGGGGGCGGGCGGGCGGCGCUGCGGGCUGUGUCGCCAGCCCGGGCACACGCGCGCGCGCUGCCCGCAGGCCACCAACGACUGACUACACUACACUACACAUACAAUACACAUUGUACAAAUCUAUAUUUUGUACCUUUUGUAAAGUUAAGAAGUACCUCAGGUAAACGAUAUGUUUACUUUAAGCAACCUUAUGAGCUUUAAUAGCUUUAGGAGUUUUGUUUAUAUCUUAUUUAUUUACAU
Molecule: messenger RNA, 3466 nt
Organism: Plutella xylostella (diamondback moth)
Lineage: Eukaryota; Metazoa; Arthropoda; Insecta; Lepidoptera; Plutellidae
Gene: Top3alpha
Product: topoisomerase 3-alpha
Biological process (GO): DNA topological change; DNA recombination; DNA repair
Cellular component (GO): nucleus; RecQ family helicase-topoisomerase III complex
Molecular function (GO): DNA topoisomerase type I (single strand cut, ATP-independent) activity; DNA binding; zinc ion binding
Source: RefSeq, a predicted model, not a curated record